This is a messenger RNA of Colletotrichum acutatum, 1562 nucleotides long. RefSeq names its product fungal-specific transcription factor domain-containing protein. Gene Ontology annotation, biological process: positive regulation of transcription by RNA polymerase II. The record is from RefSeq and is a predicted model, not a curated record. The transcript has 2 exons. The coding region runs from base 194 to 1357 and encodes 387 amino acids. Gene Ontology annotation, cellular component: nucleus. NCBI's taxonomy places the organism in Eukaryota, Fungi, Ascomycota, Sordariomycetes, Glomerellales, Glomerellaceae. Gene Ontology annotation, molecular function: transcription cis-regulatory region binding; DNA-binding transcription factor activity.
GACCAUCGACGAGAGAUAACUCGCAUCAACCAUUAUCGUCAUGUUUUCCGUUGCUUGCUUCACCGCCGGGCAUGGACCAGGCCGAACCGCCUCAGAAGCGACAAGUUAUGCGAUACUACAUUACAGUGUUGAGUCAUUUCUUGACUGCAAGCGAGCAGUUCAACUCUUUCCUAUCUGGUUCGUCACUUUCUGAAUGAGUGAGACGCACCUGCGUAUGUCUCGGUGGGCUGCAACUGACAAUGAGACCCUUUCAGAGUUCCUACCAAUGGCUAUGGAGUCUAGCGUGCUUUACGAUGCACUGGUCGCUUUUGCUUCUGGUCACUUGUCACUCUCGAAUGAGUCAUAUCGAGUCUCUGCCUUGGAAGCACACUCGACAGCAAUCACCAACCUCGCCACAGCCCUCGCCAGACCACAGCAUGAAAUCACAUGGUACGAAACCAAAGCAGCAACAUGCUUAGCCUUUGUUAUAGGUGAGGUAUGCGUGGGAGAUAACGACGGAUGGUGUGCCCACCUCAAUGGUGCCAAGCUCAUCAUCGAGUCCGCCGUGGUCAAUUCAAGCUCAGGGACGACCUUGCGAGGACCCGAAGUCUUCAAAAGGAGCUCUGAGGGCCAGUGGAUUCUCCGAAACUUUGCGUAUCAUGACAUGAUUGGCAGUGUGACCAUGCGGAGGAGGCCGCUGCUGGACUGCAGUUAUCUGGAUGGCAUCACAGACGUUGUCGACACCUACCUGGGCGUCGCCACAGAUCUUUUGCGCCAUGUGGCUACUUUGAGUAGCAUUGACGAAGAGACCAGACUCGAUGUUACUCUGGGAGCUGAGGAGAUAACCAGAAGAAAGGAGUUGUUUCAUGCCACCUGCGAAGGAGUCGAGCAAGAGCUGCAAGACUGGCGAUGUAGGUCAGAUGCCGCUCCAGAACUUGCUGCUCUGGCGCAUGCGUUCAGGAGCGCUGUACUCAUUGUGCUAUUCCGACUGAUACGGAGUCGACUGAGUUCGGAGGAAGAGUCUACUCAAGGAGCAAGCUUUGAAGUAACGAGAGGGGAGAUGCUACCGACAAAGAUGCGGACGCAGGUGUCCAACAUCCUGAGGCACGUCUCAGAUAUUCCGGUCGGGUCACAUACCGAGUCGGCAAUACUUUUUCCUCUCUUCCUUGCUGGCGGCGAGGCGACUGAGGACGAACACAUAGAUGCUGUCCGUGUUCGGUUGCAGAUGACGUUGCAGAAACGACGGUUCCAGAAUAUUUCUCGUUCUUUGAUAAUACUAGAAGAUUUAUGGCAAAGGCGGCAAAAUUCAGAUUUGGCGGAGGAGGCAGACUGGACCGACAUCUUGGAUGAGACUGGGGAACAUCUUCUCUUAACUUAGGGCCGAUUAUCGGUACAAUCUACAUGACUCUACUAACACGAGAGAAACGCACAAACAAAGGCUAUAGCUAAAUUGAGCGUGAGAUCUAGGAAGGCCAGCAAGAUCGGAACCGGUCCUUACCCCGCAUUAGGCAGACGCAAAGCCUCCACACACGCCAGAUACGCCAUGCAGAUACGCCUUAAGCCCACAUGAUACCGUAUCAGAU